Suillus clintonianus is the source of this 930-nucleotide messenger RNA. RefSeq names its product PEBP-like protein. The coding region runs from base 203 to 829 and encodes 208 amino acids. Gene Ontology annotation, biological process: regulation of proteolysis; regulation of Ras protein signal transduction. Gene Ontology annotation, molecular function: phospholipid binding; peptidase inhibitor activity. NCBI's taxonomy places the organism in Eukaryota, Fungi, Basidiomycota, Agaricomycetes, Boletales, Suillaceae. The transcript has 4 exons. The record is from RefSeq and is a predicted model, not a curated record.
GAGCCUACUGUGGUGAAAGUAUGUAAGUGCAUGUAUCUCAUCAAUUCUUUCAGCCUUAAACGAGCUUACUUGACGGCAAUCCUCAGGGUUCACCCCGGUUCAGUCAAUCAAUGCAUGAAGAGGCUGAGCGCUUGUCCCCUGAUGUGGCAAAUUAUAAAAGUUCGCAGGUUGGAUUCCAAGCAAGCAACAGCCUGAGGCAAGCAUGCUAAACUCCCUUCGUUUGUUCUUUGUACUGCUUACAGUUUGCCCAACCUUGUCGUGGUACCCUUAUGACUUCGUAACAAUACCGAUGCAACAAAACGGCGUCAUCCCGGAUGUCGUUCCGGCCAACCCAUCGUUCCACCCCCAAGCACUUCUCUUCGUCAUAUUUCCAACAGGGCCUGCGCUUCUCGGCAACACGCUUAACAGCACAAGCAGUCUUACUCCACCCACCGUUAGCUUCACGCCAAUGAAAGACGAAGCUAUCUAUACCAUUGUGAUGACGGAUCCUGAUGCACCCACAAGGGAGAAUCAGACUUAUGGGCAAUACAGGCAUUGGUUGGCUACAGGCGUAAGGCCCCCCAAAGGUGUUGACGACUCUGCAGAGUUCACGCAACCAGAUACAACUGCAUACCUUUCUCCCAACCCUCCCGCGGGCAGUGGUUCUCACAGAUACGUGCUGCUGCUAUAUCGAGAACCGAGCGUCAAUUUCACAAUUCCCACGGAUGCAAUCGAGAACGGGAGCGAUUUCAACAGCAGGAGAAAUUGGAAUGCCACUAUAUUUGCUGCGAGCUAUGAUCUCGAGUUAGUAGCGGCUAAUUUCUUUUAUGUGUCUGGGGCCCAGCAGUGAUACUAAUACAACGCUGCGUAGUCUGUAUUUGGCGUGAUUGUUGUGUAACGAAUGGGCAAUACUUACCUCAAUUGAUAUCGUCAGUUCUAUGAAACACAACU